This is a messenger RNA of Pezoporus occidentalis (night parrot), 2141 nucleotides long. RefSeq names its product forkhead box Q1 (gene FOXQ1). Gene Ontology annotation, molecular function: RNA polymerase II cis-regulatory region sequence-specific DNA binding; DNA-binding transcription factor activity, RNA polymerase II-specific. The record is from RefSeq and is a predicted model, not a curated record. The coding region runs from base 23 to 1249 and encodes 408 amino acids. Gene Ontology annotation, biological process: cell differentiation; anatomical structure morphogenesis; regulation of transcription by RNA polymerase II. The transcript has a single exon. Lineage: Eukaryota; Metazoa; Chordata; Aves; Psittaciformes; Psittacidae.
GGGGGCAGCCGGCACCGCCGCCAUGAAGCUGGAGGUGUUCUCGCAGCAUUACGAGGACAAGCUGAGCGCCGGCAGCGAUCAGGAAGGUAGCGGCUCCCUCUCCCCGGCGCCGGCUGAGAGCGAGCUGGGCUCGGACGGUGACUGCGCCGCCAACAGCCCGGGUGGCGGGGCCGGGCGGCCGGGGCAACCCCCGCCACCACCCCCCGCCUCGCAGCUGCCGCAGCCGCCUCCGAGCGAGAGCGGCAAGGGGAAGCCCUACACGCGGCGGCCGAAGCCACCCUACUCCUACAUAGCGCUGAUCGCCAUGGCCAUCCGAGACUCGGCCGGCGGCCGCCUCACCCUAGCCGAGAUCAACGACUACCUGAUGAGCCGCUUCCCCUUCUUCCGCGGCGCCUACACCGGCUGGCGCAACUCGGUGCGCCACAACCUCUCCCUCAACGACUGCUUCGUCAAGGUGCUGCGCGACCCGGCGCGGCCCUGGGGCAAGGACAACUACUGGAUGCUCAACCCCAGCAGCGAGUACACCUUCGCCGACGGCGUCUUCCGCCGCCGCCGCAAGCGCCUCAGCCGCGCCGCCCCGCCGCCGCAGCCCGCCCGCCCCGCCGCCGCCCCACCGCCGCCGCAGGAGGCGGCCGGAGCGGGCGCCGCGUCCCCCGGCGGAUCCCCGCGGUGCUGCUGCGCCUGCUCGCCCUGCAACUGCGGGCCGGGCACCGCCGCCAAGGAAGCAGCAACGGCGGGCGGCGGGGCGGCGGCGGGGGGCAGCGGCACCAAGUUCUCCAGCUCCUUCGCCAUCGAGAGCCUGCUCAGGCGGCCGGCGGGGCCCCGCGCCGCAACGCAGCAGCCGCCGCCGAGGCCCGCCCGCCUCCUCUGGCCGGCGCCGCCCGCGGCUCCGCACCUGCUGCCCGGCCCCUAUCCGCUGCUCCCCUACCCACCUGCCGCGCAGACCGCGUCCGCCGCCGCUGCCCUCUACGGCGGGGGGCUCCUCCAGCUUUGCGCCUACGGGCUGGGGGAGCCGCCUCCGCCGCUGCUGCUGGGGGGCGGGCGGCAGGCGCUGUCCCAGGGUGAGCCAACGCCGGCGGAGCGGCCGCGGGCGCCGCUCUUCCCCGUCGGCCUCCCCAAGGGCGGGCGGGGGCCGCCGCCCGGCUCUCCUCUCUACGGGCCCCUCCGGCUCGCCGGGCCGCUGCAGCCGGCGGCGGCAGGGGGCUCGGCCGCGUUCCACCCGUACGCUGUAGAGACCCCCCUGGCUUGACGAAGCCCCCCUUCUCCCCUGCAAGGGGCCUGCCUGGGGAGGCGGGGAGGGGGGAAGGAGGACGCUCUGGAUCCCGCACUUUAACUCCAGAGGCGACCAAAGCCUCCAAGCAAAAGCCUCGGUGACUGUGCCUUAGUGAUAUGACAGUGGGGUUAACUUAAACCAAAAAAAAAAGGAGGAAAAAAAAAAAAAGAAAAAUUUCAAAAAAUCCCAAAACAGCUGUCGGUUUGGACAUAGCCAUGAGCCUCAAGUGCUUCUUACUGUUCGUUGAGACUACUUGACUUCGGCCACUCCCUCACCACUUGCUUACCACCCUCCCCCUUGCCCCUGCACCUCCUGCCACCAAAGCCUUGGGCAGCCGCGCAGGGGUGCGCUGUGCGCCUGGGGGGACGGCCGGAGGCUCCUGCCGGGGCGAGAAAGGGAGGGGGCCGGGGGCUGCUGCAGAGCCGUAGGACUGUACUGCAAAGCAAUGCAUCACUGUGCCAAAAGAAACCUUUUCUCCUGUCCGGCAACUAGCAUUUCGUGGGAAGGGAGAACAUUAAGUUAUUUAUAAAAGUAGUGUUUUUAACACAAAGAGUGUGCAGCUUUUUUAAUUAAUUAUUGUUCUGGGGGGUUGGGGGGCGGAAUGGGGCAAGGGCUCAAGGAAAUGUCAGGCGUUGUCUCCUGUGCUGGUUGGCGUUGUACAUUUAAGGCCAAGACCGCCGCUACUGGAAAGAGAAAUUUUGUUUUUCGUAUUUUAUUUUUGUGUUUGUAUAUAAUGUAUGUGCGUGUGCAUUUUAUUGACCCUCGGCCACAUGGUUUUCUCACCCUCUUUCCCCCUUCGUUUUUUUUUUUUUCUCCUCUCCCCCGAAUAAAGGCUGCCCCCCUAAAUAAAGACGGUAAUUAAUAAGGA